CCAACGCAGGGCUCGAACCCACAGACUGCGAGAUCAUGACCUGAGCCGAAGUCAGACGCUUAACCGACUGAGCCACCCAGGCGCCCCUCCAUAUGAAUUUUUAAAUGAGAUUUCCUAUUUCAGCAAAAAACAUCAUAGGGAUUUUGAUAGAGAUUACAUUAAACCUAUAGAUCACUUUGAGUUGUAUUGACAUCUUAAUAAGUCUUUCAAUCAAUGAACAUGAGAUCUCUUUGCAUUUGCUUAUAUAUUCUUUAAUUUCUUUCAGAAAUGUUUUCGUUGGGGCACCUGGGUGGCUCAUUUGGUUAAGUGUCCAACUUUUGACUUUUGGCUCAGGUCAUGAUCUCACAGUUCGUGGGUUUGAGCCCCAUGCAGUCAGCAUGGAGCCUGCUUGAGAUUCUCUCUCACCCUCUCUCUUUCUGCCUCUCCCAUUUGAGCAUGCGUGUGUUCAUGUGCUCUCAAAAUAAAUAAAUAAUCUUUUUUUAAAAAGUGCUUUUGUUGUUUUCAUCAUACAAGUCUUUCACCUUGGUUAAUUCCUAAGUAUUUUAUGAUAUUAUGAAUGAAAUUGUUUUCUUAAUUUCCUGUUCAAUUGUUCACUUUUAUUGUAUAGUGUUGCAGCUGAUUUUCGUGUGUUGACUUUGUAUCUGCCACUUUGUUGAAUCCAUUUAUUAAUUUCAAGUUCUCUGUGCAAUCUUUAGGGUGUUCUAUAUAUGAGAUUGCAUCUGUGAACAGAGAUAAUUGUACAUCUUCUUUCCCAUUUUGGAUGCCUCAUUUUGGGGGAGAGGGCGGUUAUUUGCUCUGGCUAGAACUUUCAAUACUUUGUUGAAUAGAAAAGGUGAAAGCAGGUCUCCUUGCUUUGUUCCUAAUUUUAGAGGAACAGCUUUCAGCCUUUCACCACUGAGUAUGUUUGCUGUGGGUUUUUCAUGUAUGGCAUUUUAUUAUGUUGAGGUUGUUGCCUUCUAUUCCUAGGAAUCUGAGUGUUUUUAUCAUGAAAGAAUGUUGAAUUUUGUCGCAUGCCUUUUCUGCAUCUAUUGAGAUUAUCAUGCGUUUUUUUUUCCUUCAUUCUCUUAAUGUGGCUUAUUACAUUGAUUAUGUAUACUGAAUCAUCCUUACACUCCACAAAUAAAUCCCACAUGCUUAUGGUGUAUAAUCCUUUUAACAUGCUGCUGCAUUCAGUUUUCUAAUAUUUUUUUGAGGAUUUUUUUUGGAGGAAUCAGUUUUCAUGAGGGAAGUUGAUCUGUAGUUUUUCUUUCUUUUAGUGUCUUUGUCUGCCUUUGGUAUCAGGGUAAUGAUGGCCUAAUAGAGUAAGAAAGUGUUCCUUCCUCUUUAUCUAUUUGGAAAAGCUUGAAAAUGAUCAGUAUUAUUUCUUGAGUGUUUAGUAAAAUUCACCAAUGAAGCCAUUGGGCAAGGGCCUUUCUUUGUCAGGAGAUUUUUAAAAAUUACUGAUUCAUCUUUUUACUAGUUAUAGGUCUAUUUGGAUGAUGUAGCUAUUUUCUCUGUGCUUACUGUGGACAUUGCAUUUAAUAUCUUAAAUUAUAGUACUCUGAAUUUGUACCAGCUUAAACUCAAUAAUAUACGAAAACACUCUGCUAUUUUAACAGCUCUCUCUGAUAACAAAAUUUCCAGUCAUUUAUGUCCGCAUUUAUUUUUUCCUUGAACAUAAUAUCAUGUAGCCUUUUAUUUUCAUAAUAACUACCAUGAUAAUGCAGUCCAUGGUUAACUAUUUUUUAAGUUUCAAUUAAGUGUCAUCUGAUCAUUGUAAAUGACAUUUUUCUUAUACUGAGAAUAUAUUCAAAUCCAACAAUUUUCAUCAAAAUAAAGAGGAUGAAACAUUACCAUAUGGCUUAUGGUUGAGAUUAUAUUUAAAGAUCACUGUAAUUCCCAACAUUAAAACAUGAUAAUUUAUAGUUUUCAGUUAAAUAUAGAUAUGUUUUAAAAGGCAAAAUAAGCUUUUAACUGUAGAAAACAAAGUAUAUUUAAUUCAACAGUUUUAUGUUUGGAAUAUCUGAAUGACAGCAAAUUGCAGUUAGCAUUAUUCUGUGUGUUCUUCACAGUAAUAAAAUGCAUAAAAGGAAAUUUAUACCACAUUAAACUACCUUGUACAUUAAAAUAUUGACAGUAUUGCCUAAAUCUAUUAGCAUUUAAAAAAGUAUCAAGUUCUGAAUUUGCUUCAUUUCAAGAAUAAGAGGGUACUGAUGUACCUUAUAUUCCUGUACCUUUGUAAUGAGGCAGUUACUACAUUGGAAUUGCUAUUAAAAUUAUAAUCUGUUUUUUUUUAAAUAACAUCAUGUUUCAUCUACAUUUUAAUUAUCAAGUAAACAGUGACUUAGGCUUUCUGAUUAGGAACUUAUAUGAAUCCUUAUUUAUAUUAAUAUCCUUAAAUAUCCAUGGUACUUGAAGUAAAAAUGUUAAGGCCAUCCUUUUUAAAGUAACUUGUGAUAGUUUAUUCAGAUCACAUUUAUUAGUCAAAUUUUGAUGUAAUUAUGGGGUUCUGAUUAUAAAUUGCACUAAAGUUGAAAGAGAAGUUUAAUAGGGUUUUCUCAAAUAGUUUUUUUCUGAAAACCUAAUCUUCACUUUAGAUUUACAUUUAAAAAUUUGACUACAGAUUAUUAUAAUAUUCUCAGAUAUGUGUACUUGAUAUUGAUUCAAUGUUAAUUUUAUUCUUAUUGACAUAUGACAAUGACUUAAUAAGAAAAAAAGGUGCAGCGAAAAUUUGACAUAGGAAUAAAGAUCCAAGGGACACUAAGUUAAUUUGGAAUAAUGACUUUUAGAGGCAAAAGUUAUUAGUUCAGCACUUAGAUGUUAUAUAACAAGAACAAAGGAAAAUGUCCCAAAUUUCAAUAUUCUAAGAUUUCAAGUAUCAAAAAGUGAUGUCGCUGUUCAUAAACACUGAAAGAAUUUUAAAUGUAUUUCAGAAAAAUUUCUAAAAAUAUCAUAAGUAAGUUCCUGGUAAUAUUAUUUUAAAAAUUAACACGCACAAUAUCCUAGAAUAAGGUGAACUUUAGUGGCCAAAGUGUUUUAUUUUAAAGCUCCAGUAUUCAGUUACAAAUACUUAAUAAUAAAAACACGAGCUGAUAAAUUGUUUUAAAUGAAAAGAUGUAAGGUUAUUGGUGCAUAUUUCGAUUUUCCCAAAAUCUAAUUGUAAUAUAUUUGUGACCACUGCUAAAGGACAGUAUUGAAUUACAUACUCUUAAGUGAGAGUGUACAGUCUUUAAAAGACAUAAUUGAAAGUGAUUGCAUUGAAUGAAUUGCAAAUGAAUAUAUAGCCUAUUUUGGAAAUCAAUGAAGAAUCUACAAUCUACAGCAUUAGCCACAUGAUGUCGCUGUAUACCACAAAGUCUUGUCAAUGUUAAUGUAUAGAUCACCAAAAACUAAGGGAGGAAGCUCCAUUUUGUUACAGCCUGAGAGAAGACAAAAACAGGAGACAUAUUAUUCAAGAUAUAAAGUAAAGAAAGCAUGAUUUUGAAGUGAGAGCGGUACCAAAGGCGUAGUGGUUUUGCGAUGCUGUUUCCUAGGCAAGGAGGCAAGGGAGCCCAGCGCCUGCUGCUCUUCGUUUUGCUCCUCGCAGCCUGGAAGACUGGGAGUGGUCAGGUCCACUACUCGGUCCCGGAGGAGGCCAAACACGGCACCUUCGUAGGACGCAUCGCGCAAGACCUGGGGCUGGAGCUGGCAGAGCUGGUACCACGCCUGUUCCGGGUGGUGUCCAAAGGCCGUGGGGACCUUCUGGAAGUAAAUCUGCAGAAUGGCAUUUUGUUUGUGAAUUCUCGCAUCGACCGCGAGGAGCUUUGCGGGCUGAAUCUGGAGUGCAACAUCCACCUGGAGGUAAUUGUGGACAGGCCGCUGCAGGUUUUCCAUGUGGAGGUGGAGGUGAAGGACAUUAACGAUAACCCACCGGUUUUCAGAGGGAGAGAACAAAGGUUAUUUAUUCCUGAGUCUAGACUGGUGGAUUCACAUUUCCCGAUAGAGGGUGCUGCUGAUGCGGACAUUGGGACCAAUGCUCUAAUAACUUACACCCUCAGCCCCAGUGAUUAUUUCUCUUUGGAUGUACAGGCAAGUGAUGAACUGAGUAAGUCACUUUCACUUGAAUUGAGGAAAUCUUUGGAUAGAGAAGAAACACCAGAACUUCGUUUAUUAUUGACGGCCACUGAUGGGGGCAAGCCAGAGCUGGAAGGUACAGUUCAGCUGCUGAUCACAGUGCUGGACGUUAAUGAUAAUGCCCCAUUGUUUGCCCAGGCUGUGUAUAGAAUCCAUUUAUUAGAGACUACAGCAAAUGGAACAUUAGUGACUACAUUAAACGCCUCUGAUGCCGAUGAAGGUGUAAAUGGCGAAAUUGUCUUUUCCUUUGGCAGUGAUGUUCCCCUAAACAUUCAAAAAAACUUCAAAAUUGAUUCCAGCUCAGGAGAAAUUAGGCUAAUUGGUAGACUGGAUUAUGAAGAAACAAAAUCUUAUGAAAUUCAUGUAAAAGCAGUUGAUAAAGGAAGUCCUCCAAUGUCAAAUCACUGCAAGGUUUUAGUGAAAGUGCUAGAUGUAAAUGAUAAUGCUCCACAACUGGCAGUCACAUCUCUGUCUUUGCCGGUCAGAGAGGACACUCCACUCAGCACCGUCAUUGCUUUUGUUUCCGUGUCCGACCGCGACUCCGGUGUCAACGGGCAGGUGACCUGCUCUCUGAUGCCUCACAUCCCCUUCAAGCUGGUGUCCACCUUCAAGAAUUACUAUUCGCUGGUGCUGGACAGCGCCCUGGACCGCGAGAGCGUGGCGAGCUAUGAGCUGCUGGUGACCGCACGGGACGGGGGCUCGCCUUCGCUGUCGGCCACGGCCAGCGUGUCCGUGGAAGUGGCCGACGUGAACGACAACGCGCCGACAUUCGCGCAGGCCGAGUACACGGUGUUCGUGAAGGAGAACAACCCUCCCGGCUGCCACAUCUUCACGGUGUCCGCGCGGGACGCGGACGCGCAGGAGAACGCGCUGGUGUCCUACUCGCUGGUGGAGCGGCGGGUGGGCGAGCGUGCGCUGUCGAGCUACGUGUCGGUGCACGCGGAGAGCGGCAAGGUGUACGCGCUGCAGCCGCUGGACCACGAGGAGCUGGAGCUGCUGCAGUUCCAAGUGAGCGCGCGCGACGCGGGCGUGCCCCCGCUGGGCAGCAACGUGACGCUGCAGGUGUUCGUGCUGGACGAGAACGACAACGCGCCCGCGCUGCUGCCGCUGCCUGGGGCGGGCGGCGCGGGCGGCGCCGUGAGCGAGCUGGUGUGGCGGUCGGUGGGCGCGGGCCACGUGGUGGCGAAGGUGCGCGCGGUGGACGCGGACUCGGGCUACAACGCGUGGCUGUCGUACGAGCUGCAGCCGGCGGCGGGUGGCGCGCGCAGCCCGUUCCGCGUGGCGCUGUACACGGGCGAGAUCAGCACGACGCGCAGCCUGGACGAGGCGGACUCGCCGCGCCAGCGCCUGCUGGUGCUGGUGAGGGACCACGGCGAGCCGGCGCUGACGGCCACGGCCACCGUGCUGCUGUCGCUGGUGGAGAGCGGCCAGGCGCCCAAGGCCUCGUCGCGGGUGUUGGCGGGCGCCGCUGGCGCGGAGACGGCGCUGGUGGAUGUCAACGUGUACCUGAUCAUCGCCAUCUGCGCGGUGUCCAGCCUGCUGGUGCUCACGCUGCUGCUGUACGUGGCGCUGCGGUGCUCGGCGCCGCCCAGCGAGGGCGCGUGCGGGCCGGGGAAGCCCACGCUGGUGUGUUCCAGCGCGGUGGGGAGCUGGUCGUACUCGCAGCAGAGGCGGCAGAGGGUGUGCUCUGGGGAGGGUCCGCCCAAGACCGACCUCAUGGCUUUCAGCCCCAGCCUACCUCAAGUUCCAGGCUCCGCAGAUGAAAGACAACAACCCUCAGAGUCAGAACACUUAGGAAAGGUGAGUCUUUUCCAUCGAUUCUAGAAUUGUUCUAUUUCCUUUGUUAAUGAUUCUAUUUUGAUUCAUAUUUGCUUAUUUUUAAUCACUAUCCGAUUGUGCAUUAUAUGGUAUGAAAUAGAGAUGCAUCUUGCACUGAGAACAAUUUAAUUUAAAUGAUUUCCUUAUUUUCACAUUUUGUUUUUUUUUCAUAAUUAAAUCUGUUCAUGAAUAAUAGGACCUUGAAGGAUUGAAAAACACUUAAGCUAAAUUUGAAAACUUAUUACCUGUAAUUUUUUUCUCAAAAUUAAAAAAGUUCAUAACUGGAAAAAAUUUAAAGAGUAUGAAUAUAUAAUGCAUAUUUCCUAUUUACAUCAUCUAUCCAUUCUGUCAGAAUAUAUUGGAAUAGGACUAUAUGUAUAUCUGGAUGUUUUCUAAAUUAUUCUUUCAAUCAAGAAUUCAUUUGUCUUUAUCUGUUUAUGCAACAGGGAAUAAAUAAGGUUUUCAUUUC
Messenger RNA from Felis catus (domestic cat), 6379 nucleotides. RefSeq names its product protocadherin alpha-1-like. Gene Ontology annotation, molecular function: calcium ion binding. Bases 3499 to 5916 code for a protein of 805 amino acids. The record is from RefSeq and is a predicted model, not a curated record. The transcript has a single exon. NCBI's taxonomy places the organism in Eukaryota, Metazoa, Chordata, Mammalia, Carnivora, Felidae. Gene Ontology annotation, cellular component: plasma membrane. Gene Ontology annotation, biological process: homophilic cell-cell adhesion.